This is a messenger RNA of Nelumbo nucifera (sacred lotus), 2484 nucleotides long. Its product is annotated as hexosyltransferase GAUT11-like. NCBI's taxonomy places the organism in Eukaryota, Viridiplantae, Streptophyta, Magnoliopsida, Proteales, Nelumbonaceae. The record is from RefSeq and is a predicted model, not a curated record. Gene Ontology annotation, molecular function: polygalacturonate 4-alpha-galacturonosyltransferase activity.
UGAACUCAAAUCUAUAUGAGCAAAAUCGGUUGUCAAAACUCAGAAGGACUAGAGAGGGAGACCAGUGAGCGUUGUCACAUGAUUUCAUGUGCCGGCCCCGAUUCCUCUCCUUUGUAAUUUCAUUCUUUUCUUUGAGUCGUAAUUACAAAUACAGCCCCCAAUGUUUUCUCCAAUUCCAAGCCUGUUAUUUUAAUAUGUUUAGCAAAGCAAAAAUAAUACGUCAUAUGAAGAGCUCCUCCCACUCAAAGCUGUAAUACUCUCCCUGCUCUUGUUCUACAGAGAUGCAGAUUUUCGAAUCGUCUAAAAUAUAGAUAAAAACGAGAUAUUGCCGUCUUUGCUUCAGUCUUUCUUCUUAUAAGGUUAUAAGGAUGGUGUGAGGACUGGGGACAGCGCGGCUAGGCUUCAGAAGAGAAGCGCGCAAUAAUUCGAAAGAAGUUUAGAUGGCGACAAGACCCAUUUGGGUGAUUUCUCUAUCCAAUCUGAGAGAUGGGUUGUUCUGAAUUCUGGAUUUGAUUGUGAAUCGUGGAAUAUAUCUUUACAAGAUGCGGCGAAGGGCGACCGACUACCGGCGCCCAGUCCGAAGGAGGUUUUCUAGUUGGAUCUGGGGGCUUCUUGGUUUGUUCUUAGUUGCAGCUCUGGUGCUGUUUGUUGUUCAUCAUCAUCAUGACUACCGGGUUGAACAGCCGGUAGAGGAGAAUACAAAGGCUAAACUUGUUUCAAGUGAGGGUUUAAAUUUUACAGAAGAACUAUCAAGUGUGACAUCAUUUGCCAGGCAGUUAAGUGAUCAGAUGACACUUGCCAAGGCUUAUGUAAUAAUUGCAAAAGAGCACAAUAACCUUCAGCUUGCUUGGGAGCUGAGCUCAAAAAUAAGGAGUUGCCAACUUUUGCUUUCAAAAACUGCCAUGGAAGGAGAACCUAGCAUAUUGGAUGAAGCACAACAAAUAAUUGAAAGCCUGACAGCACUGAUCUACAAGGCACAAGAUGCUCAUUAUGAUAUUGCCACUACAAUAAUGACAAUGAAGUCCCACGUGCAAGCUCUUGAGGAGCGUGCAAAUGCAGCUACUGUACAGAGUGCAGUUUUUGGGCAGUUGGCUGCAGAGUCUCUACCCAAGAACCUCCACUGCCUGAAUAUCAAGCUAACGAUUGAUUGGCUUAGAAGUUCAACCAUUCGGGAGCUUGCCAAUGAGAAUAAUAACUCCCCCCGCCUUGUGGAUAAUAAUCUCUACCAUUUUUGCAUAUUUUCAGAUAAUGUGCUAGCAACCUCAGUAGUCGUUAACUCAACCGUCUCCAAUGCUGACCAUCCAAAGCAGCUCGUCUUUCACAUUGUCACAAAUGCGAUCAGCUAUGGGGCAAUGCAAGUAUGGUUUCUCAGUAAUGACUUCAAAGGGUCCACCAUAGAAGUUGAGAACAUUGAAGAGUUCUCAUGGUUGAAUGUCACCUAUUCUCCUGUUAUGAAACAGCUUCUUGAUGCAGAAACACAAACUUACUACUUUGGGGGAUUUCAAGAAGGUGAAGCAAAAUUUCGGAAUCCAAAAUAUCUAUCUUUGCUUAACCACCUAAGGUUUUACAUUCCAGAAAUAUAUCCCUUACUGGAGAAGGUGGUAUUUUUGGAUGAUGAUGUUGUUGUACAGAAGGAUCUGACCCCUCUAUUUUCACUGGAUUUGCACGGAAAUGUGAAUGGAGCCAUAGAGACUUGCCUUGAGACAUUCCAUCGCUAUUACAAAUAUCUCAACUUCUCCAAUCCAGUCAUCAGCUCAAAGUUUGAUCCACAGGCCUGUGGAUGGGCAUUUGGAAUGAAUGUUUUUGAUCUGAUUGCAUGGAAGAAGACAAAUGUGACUGCAAGGUAUCACUACUGGCAGGAACAAAAUUCUGAUCGGUCACUCUGGAAGAUGGGAACUCUUCCUCCUGGCCUUUUGGCAUUUUAUGGAUUGACAGAGCCGCUUGAUAGGAGAUGGCAUGUACUAGGGUUGGGGUAUGCCUUGAACAUUGACAACCGUCUGAUUGAGAGUGCAGCCGUCAUUCACUUUAAUGGGAAUAUGAAGCCAUGGCUGAAGUUGGGUAUCAGCAGGUACAAGCCUCUAUGGGAACGGUAUGUAAACCAUACACACCCAUUUCUCCAAGAUUGCUUCAUAAGUUGAGAAUGUGGUAGUUUUGUUUCUUGGUCAAUUUGAUGCAAUAGUAGAUAUCUUGGGCUUCUCAAGAAAUGGUCAUUCUUGUAGAGUCAAAAUCAAAAGUUUUCCCUUCAUAGAAGCUUUUCUUUUUAUGUUUUGUUUGGAAAGGCAAAAAAAUCUCAUACAUCAGAAAUCAUGAAUCACUAGAUCUAGGGGUAUGGGGGAAUUCUUUCUUGGUUUAUAGGGCCCUCUCGGGGGGUUCUAGGAUAAUUUAUUCAAUAUCAAAUUUUGUAAUAAUUUAUCUGCUCUUUUGGAUUAGAAUUUAGAAUGUAUUUGGAACCAAAAUUUUUGUAAUUCAACCAGAUGAGCUGGA